Schistosoma margrebowiei is the source of this 4726-nucleotide messenger RNA. Lineage: Eukaryota; Metazoa; Platyhelminthes; Trematoda; Strigeidida; Schistosomatidae. The record is from the annotation of a GenBank genome assembly.
AGUUAUAUGCGCUACAGUUUAAACAAUGGGAACUGAGCGAGUUGAGGCGGUAACUGAGUUACUUACUGGGCAUACUAUAGAUGAGCUACACCGUAUAGUCCGUCAAAAAAGAGCUGAAGUGGAACAUAAAAAAGAUGAGUUACGUCACCUUGUGGGUGAAAGACAUCGAGAUAUUAUUGAUGCUUCUGAUCGAAUACUACUAAUGAAAAACCUUACCUAUGAAGUUUCCAUAUUAUUAGACCAGCUGAGGUCAUACUUGACAACUUGGAGUCGAGAUAUGGAAACAAAAAAAGAGUAAGUUAUCCGUUUGUUAAUCGUAGUCCUUCCGUUGAAACACAAUCGCUCGAAUUAUCAACGGCUUCUCAAUUGAAGUUGAUGCUUGACAUACCGGAAUUGAUUUGGAAUUAUAUGGAUUUGGGACGACACUCUUCAUCUGCAAGAAUGCUCUUUCUUGGCAGACAUCUAAACGCUAGGUUAAAUUUUAGCCAUGAGCGGCAGUUGUCUUAUGUAAACGCAAGUGUUCUUGUCAGUCGGGCAUGGGACUCUUUGGUCCAUAUGGAAGCAGCUGUAAUUUCAGCAUGCCGCAAACGAUUAUCUGCUCCUCCAUCAACUAAAGAAGAAUUAUGUGAUUCUCUUGCUGCUUUGUCAAUGGUUGGUGACCUUUCUACCAUACAGGUGCUCGAAGAAUUUUUUAAUGGCAGAAAGGUUGGAUUAUAUUGCCUUCUUGGUAGAGAUUAUUCACCACACGAUGGGAUAAUAAGACUAAGACCUAAUUUUAUCCUAUCAAUUCGCAAACAGCUUUUACUGGUCGUUAGACAUAUUUUGUCAACUUUGGAGUAUCUUGAGUUCCUAUUUUUGUCGAAUACUAGCGGUGAAGGAUCUACCUGUAAAGGAGCUCUCGAUUCCCGGAUUAAAUGGUUUGUGGAUUGGACAUUCCAAGAUUCACCCAUCUUCUCCAGAGAUCGUCUUUAUACACAUUUACCGAGCGAUGUACUGGAUUUCAAACUAAAGGAUUUUAGAUUUUCAGACGAGUUUUCUAAUUUUAAGAAAGAUGAACAAUAUAACUUGCUGAUAGACUUACUACGUAAACUUUGGGAUGCUUGGCGAGAUGACUCUAUUCAAAUAUGCCGAGAAGUUCUGUCAGAAUCAUUAAAUCAUGUGUCUAGUUUUGAAACACUGGUUGAUCUCCGUACAACUGCACUAGUUCUUGUGCGACGACUACAAACCUUCAGUUUUAAAAAUGGUGCAAAGAAUUGUGAUACAAGACCAAUCAAAUUUGAUAUUUGGAUAGAAUUACUGCGUGGUUUAUUCCUACAAAGAUUAGAGGUGCUAUUCACGAAGAGUUUUGAGAGCAGUUUCAAUGAAUGGAUUGACCAAUUCGAUCAAAUUUUAGUCCGUGAUUCGAAAUUAAAGAGUGAGGAUAACUUGUCGAAAAUACUAUCAUCUAAAAAACCCUUUUUCAACAGUCCCAUAGAAAAUAGUCAGUUUGACUGGGCUAAUUUCGUUUGGUCAGACUGCCUAAAAGAUAUUAAUAUAAAUGAUUCGUCCGUUAUGCCAGAUUUAUUUUCCUGCGGAAAGUCCAAAUCUGAAAAAACAUCAGCAUCAUCGGUCAGUGCCUGGAAUAGUAAAGUUAUGUCUCACUUGGUAAAUUCCAAUAAUGUAGGCUUGGCUGUAUUUUGUUGUCUUUUACAUACUCCGAUUCCUGACUCAUUUGCUCUGAUUGAAAAUGAACAUGAACAUGACUUCACAUCAUCAGCUCAACUGUUAGUCUUUUUGCAACGAUUAGUCAAUGAAAAUGUCCCGUCACUACCUGGGAUAAUAUUAAAUGGAUAUACGGAUUUACAAAAACAGCUUCAGGUUUUAUCACCUGAAUUGCUAGCCUUAUGUGAAAAGUUAAACAUAGCUAUUUCAAAUCGUAUCAUCAAGUUAACUUUGAAUGUUGGUCAGGAUGCUUUCAACAUCUGGUCGCUCGUGUUUAUGGCGUUACAGAAAUCAAUGAAACAGUUAGAAAACUGGAUGACAAAUAAAGCUUAUGGAAGACAAUCUUUUGAAAAUGAUUCCAAAAAUAUAUCAGUGCCUUUACAAGUUCAUCCAUCAUGUGGUAUACUUAUUUCACGUGCUUGGUAUGCUUUAGUAAAUUACUGUCCUUCCAUUAUUGCAGCCUCAAUUGCUGCCACCGGACAAAUUGAAUCAAUUCAUCCCGUACAUUUUGACAUCGAAAAUUCCGAUCGUUUGGUACAUUCUAUGGACAGUACUUUACCCAUGGAAAGUCUAGUGUGGAAAAAUAUUUCAUUGCUGCGUUGUAAAUGGGAAUCAUUGAGUCAUUCGUUAUUUGAAGUCAUUAACCAGAUCACAUUUGAUUCGUUGGUAAAAGGCGCAGUCGGGCAUACAAUUCUUGACGAAUUUCGUGAUAGUUUAUGUUCAACUUUUUUGAUCAAUUCCAAACAAACAGAUGAUGAAUUUAAAAGUGAUACGAAAUCGGACUUAGUUUUUAAUAAAAAUAAAGUUGAAAGUCUUUUAAUGAAAUACGCUAACACAGAUGCCAUACUGAGCGGUAUAAUACCUUUUGAAGAAGUCCAACUUGAAUUACAUUCUUCCGAACUCACGGGUUUUGAUGGUAAUUCGUCUGCUGUUGUGCGCAUACCUUCACAACUUUCUCUACCAACUCAUCAUUUACUUUUAAAUAUUGUUUAUACAAUGGGAAAAUUUCUUGUACAUAAAUCACUUCCAUCACCAUUUAGUCAUCUAUUUUUAUCUAAAGUAUGCAGCUCAUUAUUUGAAAUAUACUCCAGUAUUGUUGACGAAUUGCUGUCACAUCAAGAUAUAUCAAUUCAAUGCACAGACGAAGCAUCAAUAUGGUUUUCGGAUUCUUUGCAAAAGUCGAUGCAAUCACGUGCUUUACAAAUCAUGUUCGAUUUAAAAUUCCUCCAACGUUUAUUAGUUUCGUCUUUAUCUGUUAGUGAAGCUAGUCUUGCUCAGGCAAGUUGAAUGAAUGUUCGUAUGAAGGUGGUAUGAAUGUUUUCAAUUAAUUUUUAAUUUAUCGUCAAUAGUAUUCUGCACGAUUGAUUGUUAUGCGUCAGAGGUGGUAAAACUAAGGCAUGAAGACCGCAAAUCUUUUUUGAAGUCAUUUGAAAUUAUGCGUAGAAAUGGUCAAAAGUGAAAUCGUAUUAAAGAAACAUGGUAUUUAUACUAAAGUUUCAGGAAAUAGUGUUUAAGUAUAGUCAGUUCCUAACAUUAAACACACAAGUGGUUUCAUUGGAAACUGAUCAGGAAUAUAAUCGCCAGAUUUCAGCGCUCAAUUAUAAAUUUCCACGAUGUUUUAAGGAUUUCAAAACACGUGAAUCACAGUGUAAUUUACUGGAUUUUUCAUUUGCUGCUGAUAUUAAUGGAGUUAAUUGUGAUCUUCAGUUUGAGUUAAUAGAGCUACAGGGUGAUAGGGGCCUGAAUGGACGUUACGAAUGUGCAAAAUUGACUAAAUUAUAUACGUAAAGUUAACAGAGGUUAAAUUUUACAACCUGAAAAUUUUUUCACGUGAAAUGUUCUCUCUUUAGGUUGAUUUAUAUUUGUGAGCCGGCGUUUUUAUGUAUAAAUUUAAAUAAGUCAAUAUUUUAGAACUGGGAAGGAUAGCUCAGGACAGAGUUGGAUGGAGCUAUCGUAUCACAUUGCGGUCAAACACACAAAUCAAGUUCAGUUUCCUUUACUUGGCUUUGAGCCAUGCUUAAUGUUUAGAGACUAGGGAUACUAUCUGGGUGUUCAGAUCGAAGUGGCUGAAGCACAACAUGAUCUUGUGGCUUAGUGACUGUCACCGCUCCACAUCAUUGUUUAGCACGCGAUUCGGGAGUUCGAAUAAUCUUUUCAUUUUUUUCUCUUCAAUCUACAUGUACACUCAUGUAUACCCUCUUUGUUUCCAAUAAUCAGUUUUAAUCAGUCAAUCAGAUUACCUUUGUACGAAUAUUACCAGUAUUUUCUGAUAUCAAUUCCUAACUUUAACAAAAACAUAACGGUUAGAUGGUGAUCACUAGAGUUUCCAUAAGUUGGAGUUUUCAAAAUCGCUUUAAUUAUGGCAUUUUUUAGACAAGUAGAAAUACUCACACACAUUUCAAUACUUCAAAGUAUAAAAUUUUAUUUUGUCUUUUCAUUUUUUUCAUCCAGUAUUUGUUUUAUUCCUUUUAAAGAAAAAUCAAAUGGAUCUCUCGUCAAAACGUGUUCAAUCAAUGAUUCAAGAACUCACCUCUCGUUUAGAAGCACUUGUUGAUCCUUUCGAUUGGAAUGUAUGUGCUUCGAAAUUAAGUCGUAAUGUUGCGAAUACAAUUACAUCUACAUAUCAUAUGUACGCACCUAUUCUUGGUUCGAGUUCGUUUGCACAAGUUGAAACUUUGAGAGGCAUUAAAGCAAUCUCAAAAGAGGAGACAAAUGACAAUAAAUCAACCUGUUCCUUUUUACCAUGUAUUUCUGGCACAAAAAAUAAGACAAAGUUGAACUUAAAUCCUUUACCAUUUAAUUCAUCUAUAUAUGUCAAUAAAUGGUCGGUUUUACGAAAUGGAAAUCCAUACUCCAAGCAAAUAUGAGUCUCAUUUACAUACUUUCCUUUGCUGUGAUUUAUCUAAGUUCGUCCUUAAACAUGGGAUCGUAGUGAAUAGUACUUUUUUUUAUCUUGAUGGACAUUUUUGCAAUACAUUCUAUUUGUACUAAACUUGGCUUUUUAUGAAAUAAAUUCCUAUUUUGU